CUGUAUUUCACCUUCAUAUGACUUAUACAACUCAAACAACUUGACUUGACUUGACAUCGAAGAUUUUGCGACGCAGUGGACUGGAGACUGAACCACUACCUAGGUACCAACCUAAUCUCCAGUUACCCUGACUGCAGUUUCUCAAUCACAUACACAUCUGCUUCUGUUGUGUGCAAAGCGGACCAGGUGAAAUCAAAAAGGUCGCCUAGCAUACCCAUGGCCCGAUAAACCUGUGUUCCAACACUGUCCUUCCCGGCCAGGCUUUCUUCCUCACAUAAUGGCUCCGGUGAGCACUGAAUGAGUGGAUCGGGAAUCGGAUAUACUACGGAUUCUAUCAUGACGCAGACCUAAGACGAGCGAGUUUGAAGGGUCGGCCCAUCCAGCAACGAUAUUAUCACUAUCACUGCCGGCUCGGGACAUUCUCUCCGAGUGAACCAUUCUAUUCCGGUCUGGCUUGGCCCUCCGGUCAUUCACACGGUCGGUCAGUCAGUUAACUCGUCUCUGCCGACCAAAAUGAUCACACUCGGUCUCCAACGCAUCUCUCGCCUCCUCGCACCCCUCUUCGCCAAAUACCCAGCCGGCCUGCCCUGGAAAGCAAUCCACAUCACCGGCACCAACGGCAAAGGCAGCGUCGCGGCUUUGAUUUCCACAUUCCUCUCCGCGUCUGGGUACCGCGUCGGGCGAUUCACGUCGCCCCACUUGAUUGAUCGAUGGGACUGUAUCACGCUGGACCAGAAGGUCGUGGACCGAGAUGUGUUUCUGGCUGCUGAAGAAAGAGUCCAGAAAAGGAGUUUAUCUCAGAGUCAAAGUCAAGCUGGUAGUAGUGACGCCACCACCACAGAUGACAAGCCUUCGGAAUUCGAAAUCCUCACAGCCACGGCGUUUGAACUAUUUACAAGUCAAGGCAUGGAUGUCGCGGUUGUCGAGUGCGGGCUUGGUGGACGGCUGGACGCCACUAAUGUCCUAAGACCGCAGGAUGUGUUGGUUAGUGUGUUGACAAAGGUCGGGCUCGAUCAUACGGACUUUCUGGGUGAGACGAUCGAGCGGAUUACAGAGGAGAAGGCGGGGAUUUUCAAGCCGGGAGUGCCGGUUGUCGUGGACGAGAGUAAUGCAGAGAAUGUGUUGGAUGUGGUGAGGCGGAAAGUGAGGGAGAAAGAGGUGCACAGGCAACAGGGACAGCAGCAGCGUGAUGAUGGUGAUGGUGCUGGAAUCCCAGGAGUGAAAAGCGAAACAACGACGGUUGAUGACGACGAGAGUGGCAUUUUCGUCUUGCCCGAGACAUUGCGUGCGCAGUUGCUGCAUGAUCGAAGAGUCGCGCAGCUCGGGCUGGCGGCACAUCAGGUUCAGAAUUUGGUUGCUGCGUUCACGGCGUAUUAUGUCGCUGAAGAGAGGCUUUUGAAGUUGAAAACUGGCACCGACACCGCAGCAUCAGAGCCAGAGUCUGCAUCUACACCACCCACAACACGGGAAAGCAACCCAACUACUCCAGAAACAACAGGACUAAAUACAACAACGACCACUACCAGGGCUAGUACAACGACAAGUCCUCCAUCAACGGUAUCGAUACCCGCAGAGUCAAGGUCAAGUCCUUCGAAACUCUUGUCCAAACAAAUCAUCACCACGACGCAAAAUCUACCACAUCUGAUCUCUGCGGCUCAAUCGUCCCUCCCUGGUCGUCUACAAUGGAUUGAACUUCCUAUCAGUCGUGGAGACGCAACCGAUACCACCGCCAAUAACACAUUCAAGAUCCUCCUCGACGGCGCUCAUAAUCCGCAAUCAGCACAAGCCUUGGCCGAGUAUAUUGAUAGUCAUGUCCGACGAAACGAGUCUUCCACUCCCACCAAUCCCUCCUCCAGCAAUCCUAUUCCCAAACCCAACCCCCUAACCUGGAUCCUAGCCGCCAAAUCCGACAAAGACAUCCGCUCCAUCCUUUCCAUCCUACUCGCCAACGGUCCAUCCGACACCGUCGUAACUUGUUCCUUCGGCCCUGUCGCCGGCAUGCCGUGGGUCAAGAGUAUGGAUGCGUCGGAGCUGGCGAAGUUGGUAAGCGACUUUAUUACUGAUGGGAAUGUGGUUGUUGCGGAGAGCGUGGGGGAUGCCGUUCAGAAAGCUGUUGAGAUUGCUGCCCGAGGGAAUGAGAGUGAAUCAGGUCAAAACGAAGACCAAGAGCAGCGUGUUGAAUCGCAGCGUGUUGAAUCGCAGCGUGUUGAAUCGCAAUCAACGACACUGGGGUUACAAAAGACUAGCACAACUGGAACAGUCUGUAUUGCGGGCAGCUUGUAUCUUGUAGGCGAUGUCUUAAGAUGGUUGAGAGAUGAACACAUACAAUGACGGCAAUGAGAUGGAAUUAGUGUAUAGUGGUUCCCCAUGUAGAUAUCUACAGUAAUAAAAGGGAAAACAUGUGUACUACUGAGUCCAUACAUGCAUAUCUUGUACCUUGUAUUUUGUAUAUCGCAAGGAACUUGAACUCCA
Molecule: messenger RNA, 2472 nt
Organism: Exophiala dermatitidis NIH/UT8656
Lineage: Eukaryota; Fungi; Ascomycota; Eurotiomycetes; Chaetothyriales; Herpotrichiellaceae
Product: folylpolyglutamate synthase
Exons: 1
Coding region: 514-2331 (605 amino acids)
Biological process (GO): folic acid-containing compound biosynthetic process
Cellular component (GO): cytosol; cytoplasm; mitochondrion
Molecular function (GO): ATP binding; tetrahydrofolylpolyglutamate synthase activity; dihydrofolate synthase activity
Source: RefSeq, a predicted model, not a curated record